UCUCCGCUCUGCCUCCUGCUCUGCGCUCACCCACUGCCCAAGCCUGCCGCUCCUGUCCCAGUACCCCAAGGUGGGCCCUGGACACCGGAGAUCCCCUGGCUCCUCUCCCCAGCCCGGACUCUCCGUACCUCAGCCCCCGAGAGGGCGCUACGCCGCCAGGGGGCGCCGUGUGAGCUCCCUAUCCCGGCCACCCGGCGCCCCCUCCCACGGCCCAGGUGGGGACGGGAGGGGGGCGCCGGGGGCCAUGCGGGGCCAGAGCCGUAAGGAGAGUUUGUCCGAUUCAAGAGACCUGGACGGAUCCUAUGACCAGCUCACAGGCCACCCUCCAGGGCCCACUAAAAAAGCGCUGAAGCAGCGGUUCCUCAAGCUGCUGCCAUGCUGCGGGCCCCAAGCCCUGCCCUCAGUCAGUGAAAUUGGCCGUGUCUUCCGCUUUCUCGGUGACAGUUCGCUCCCUUCAGCAUUAGCCGCCCCAGCCUCCCUCCGCCCCCACAGACCCCGCCUGCUGGACCCAGACAGCGUGGAGGAUGAGUUUGAGUUGUCCACCGUGUGUCACCGGCCCGAGGGUCUGGAGCAGCUGCAGGAGCAAACCAAAUUCACGCGCAAGGAGCUGCAGGUCCUGUACCGUGGUUUCAAAAACGAAUGUCCCAGUGGAAUUGUCAAUGAGGAAAACUUCAAGCAGAUUUACUCCCAGUUCUUUCCUCAAGGAGACUCCAGCACAUACGCCACUUUUCUCUUCAAUGCCUUUGACACCAACCAUGAUGGCUCAGUCAGUUUUGAGGACUUUGUGGCUGGUUUGUCGGUGAUUCUUCGGGGAACCACAGAUGAUAGGCUGAACUGGGCCUUCAACCUGUAUGACCUCAACAAGGAUGGCUGUAUUACCAAGGAGGAAAUGCUUGAUAUCAUGAAGUCCAUCUAUGACAUGAUGGGCAAGUACACGUAUCCUGCACUCCGGGAGGAGGCCCCAAGGGAGCACGUGGAGAGCUUCUUCCAGAAGAUGGACAGGAACAAGGAUGGCGUGGUGACUAUUGAGGAAUUCAUUGAGUCUUGUCAAAAGGACGAGAACAUCAUGAGGUCCAUGCAACUCUUUGACAAUGUCAUCUAGCUCCCCAGGAGAGGGGGUCAGUUGCCCUGGGGGGACCAUGCUCUAGCCCUAGUCCAGGUGGACCUCACCCUUCUCUUCCCAGGUCUGUCUUCAUCCUAGCUCUACCCUGGGGGCUAUAGGAACCCAAGAGCCUGGGGAUUUAGUGGUCCAUACUGCUGGAGCUGAGGAGGGUAGGGAGUGGGCAGAGUGUAUCUGUGGGGGUGUUUUCAACUCCCAACAGCUCCCCCUUCCUGCCUGAAACUCAGUGCCGAGGGUGCCCUGUUAUGGGAAUUGAGUGGUCUUUCCCAUCCCACCCCCGAACUGAGAAACCACAACACUAGGCAAAAUGUCUCCUGCUAUGGUGCUUCCCCCAUCCCUGAUCUCAUAAGCAUUUCCCCUAAGAUUUCCUUAUAAAAAGGCUGUUCUGUCCUCGGCACUGACUGGCCUUUCAGGCCAGGGCCUUUGACAGUGCUGUAGGAGGGGGUCAAGAAUGUGGAGGGAGUAACCUUGGGCCUAAGCCAGCGGGUAGGCCCUAGGAGGCAAUUGCGGUAGAGAGCAGAAAAGCCUGGGGAUUGUCAGUGACAGCAUACCAGGCUAUAGCUUUGAGCUCUACAGGUCUGCCACCCCAAGCCAUCAGAAUAUGUGUUUCCAGGCUCUUCAGAAAACCUUGGAAAUAUCCCCAGAAAAUUUCCAUGUACUCCUCAGUAUCCCAGGAGAACCUGGGAUCCGGGUUUUGGCAGAUCCCUGGAAUUUCUUCCUCUUCUUCCUUCCUGUUUGGGUAGAGGUGGUGGCAGUGGGGGGAAGAUGUGUGGGAGCUGUCUUGACUGAUACCUGCCAAAGUUUUGGCCUACCUUCUAUGAUGGCUGCAACUUAAGUUUUCAUUUGUCAUUUCCUCUAGACCUGGAGGCAUGGAGUAAGUCAGGGACCACCCUGUGGAUGCCUUAGGAGAAAAAGGAAGGAAGGAGGCAGACAUAGCAUUUGAACCCAGUGUGGGGGCAUUUUUGAGAAUUUUUGAUAUACCCAGGCUCUAUUCCUCCCUCCCCACAUAGCCUCCUCAUAGCCUACUCAGAGUUUCCUCUUGCUCUAGUCAAUCUACCCAGAGAUGCCUCUGAGCACACCUUGAAGGCAGGGACCAUAGGAUCCAGGUCCCACCUCACUGUCAGCAGCCUGGCCACACUGCUACCCUUUAAUAUAUCUGCUUGUCCCAUUUAGCUCACUUUCCCAGUCAGCUGUGAACUGAGGGGGAGGACCCCCAAGGAGCCCCCUUCCCCAUAAGAACACUGUUGACUACUUUGCAUUUUUGGUUCCUCUGUAAUUUUUGUAAAAUAAGAAAUCACCAGAUCCAAUAAAACACAAUGGCUAUGCA
This is a messenger RNA of Dama dama (fallow deer), 2447 nucleotides long. RefSeq names its product potassium voltage-gated channel interacting protein 2 (gene KCNIP2). The transcript has 10 exons. Gene Ontology annotation, cellular component: voltage-gated potassium channel complex. Lineage: Eukaryota; Metazoa; Chordata; Mammalia; Artiodactyla; Cervidae. Gene Ontology annotation, biological process: regulation of potassium ion transmembrane transport. The record is from RefSeq and is a predicted model, not a curated record. The coding region runs from base 245 to 1102 and encodes 285 amino acids. Gene Ontology annotation, molecular function: potassium channel regulator activity; calcium ion binding.